AUGUUGGAGGGAAUCGUUGCCGAUGUUCUUGUGCGAGUCUUAGGAAGCUACGUCGACGGCUUGAAUAAGGACAGUAUUCGACUGGGAGUCUGGAGCGGUGAUCUCGAGCUUAAGCAUUUGCGCUUGCGCCCAGAUGCCCUCGCAGUCUUGUUUGAGACUCUCGGACUCGAUUUGCCGGUCACAGUUACGGCGGGGUACAUUGGUUUGUUGAGGUUGGAGGUCCCCUGGAAGGCUUUGCGUUCAGCUCCCGUGCGGAUUUACAUGCACGAUGUCACCGUCGUUGCCUCCCCGGUGUCUGACGGUGAUCAGGCUGCUCUAGAGUUGCGAGAGAAGCGAUUGAAGGCAGCGCGCCUCGCCACAGAUGAGGCUGUCCGCGAUGCAAAAUUCAGUCUUGCAGGACAUCAAAAUGCUUCGUCUUCCAUUGAUCCUCCAUCAGACGGGCAAGGCAAGGAUGGCGCUGCGGACGGUAAACCGCCAGCGGGCGACGGUAGUCGAUCUCAGAGUGGAUACCGGGUCGCAAGGUGGGGUUGGAACUUCACCAGCAAAGUUGUCACGAAAAUUGUAGAUAACAUUCAAAUAGAUGUUGAGAACGUUGUCGUGCAGUACGAGGAUGCAAGCAGUGUGCGGGACCGCCCUUACACGGCAACUAUAGCGUUGGAUUCUCUCAGGGCUUGUUCAACAAAUCAUGUGUGGGAGCCGGUGUUUAUAGAGAAUCCGUCAUCUCCUGUGGUACACAAAGUACUUUACAUGCGUGGCUUAGUCCUAAACUGGGAGCCCGGCAAUGCGAACAACUCUAUCAAGGGCUGGAUCUUAGAUGCGGAAGCGCAGCGAAUCCCCGGUCAAUGGUCUGGUUUCGUCAGAAAGUGCUCCAGGCAUGCUAUCAAGCCAAUAGAUGGCGAGCUGAGAAUUUCCUUGACUAAAAGUGCCGCACUGGCGGCCGCCUUAGCCGGCAAGGACGAGAACUAUUUGGAGCUCCGAAAGAUUCCAAGGGUGCAGAUGGAUUUACAUUUUCCGGAAGUCCAAAUCAUUUUAGACGACUUCCAGUACCACACGCUGCUAUCCACAAUCAUGUAUCUUUCAGAUAUCGACCGAAAGGUGCGACCUAAGACUGCAAGGGGAAGGUGGUUCUGGGCCCUCGACCGUCUUCUCCCUCGCUUUAAGGAACGGAGGGAGGCUGUUUUGCGCUUCAAUGCCACAGGUCUCAGAGAAAGACGGAAAAAGCGUGAAGAUUACUGCCGUGCAAGAAACAUCAUCGUAACUUCGCGACGGAAAGGUUCUAGGGAGCCGGAAACUGAAGCGAAAAUCGUAGAAGAACUAGAGGCUGACCUUUCUUACAGGGACGUCAUUCUAUUUCGUGACUUAGCAGAUAGGGACUUAAUCGCUGCAGCUAAGGAGGCGAGCGCCAGUGCGGUAUCCACGAGUCGAUUUUGGUCGCUGUUCUCGCGACAAGGGCGUGACAGUGGGGCUGCGGUCUCCACCGCGAGUUCUGACAAGGGGACGUCGGAGAGGUCUAGGAGUCGCAACGAUGGCUUAACGCAGCCUUCCGAUGGUGCCCAGACUGAAGCAACACCAAGUGGUUCUUUAAGGACAUCAUUUUCUGAACGGCAAUCGGAUGAUAUCUUUGAAAUGUCUAACGAAAUUCGACCACCAUCACAGGAGAGUAGCUUUUCCGAAGCUCUAUCGAAGAAUAGUUUUGACGAAGGCGAGGAAGCCACUAUCCCAAAUUUUCGAAUGGGGUUCUUGCUUGGAAAGGGAUCUAUUGAACUGAAAGAAGGUGGGUUUCCUGAUGCUCCAAUGCCAGUCUCUAGCCUUGAGUUUGGAGAACUAAGAAUAGGUAUUGAAACAAGACCUGGAGCGGGAAUGUUGCUUGAGGCCUUGUUGGGAACUUUUCAAGUGAUUGAUUUGCAGAAGCAAAUGAAAGUUAUGUACCCACGCGCUCCAUGGGCUGGAGAGACUAAGACCACCAGAAACGGUUUAAAUGAGGACUCAUCGCUACCCGCGCGCCGUAAUUCAGAUCAACUCAUGUCUGACCUCGCGGACGAUUGGGCCCAGUCUCAAAAGCACUCAGAAAAUGUAGAGACGUUCAAUGAAAGAGCUAAAGAGACUACUGGUAUCGAAGUUGCACAUCUGCAUUCCUACCCACACGACAUAUCAAACGCCAUCUGCGAAAUUCGAGGCGAAUAUGGACUAGAGAGUGAACCACUGCCAGCCACGAGCCCAUCGUUUCCGACUGUAGGGCAAUUCAAGGAGGGCUUUGGAAGCGACUCAUCGGGCUCUAUUUCAGCCCUAUCUGAUGGGGGGAUCUCGGGAGUAUCCGUUCAGAAUAUUGAGGAUCUUUCUGUUGUAUCCCACACUCCACUGAAGUACAUCGCCGCACUGCGAUUGAACCAUGAGGAAGCCCCUCAAGGGCAGUGGGCAAGUGGUGCCACAAGAAUGGCCAUGGACUUAGCAAUCGGUGGCAUGGAAGUUCUUGUUGACGGACCAAAAGGAGCUUUCGUUUCAUCUGUUGCUUUUUGGCAUCCGAGGGAGAAAAUGCCUUCGAUCAUGCAAUUUCUGAGCAGAGCGGCGGCGCCACGGCUUGCAUCAUUGCGGAUGGACAUCCAGAAAGCAAUCCUAGAUAGGUCUGUCCCAAUGCGAAUGGAUAUGCUUAUUCGAGGACCGCGUUUCGUCGUUCCAGGUUCUUCUGGGGGCGACGUGUCUCUCGUCCUGGACCUUGGUACAUUCGCAAUGGAAACCUCCACAGGCCCAUCAGAGGUUGUCAGUUCAGAGACACUUGCAUCUAAAUGCGACUCCCCCAUGGACAUGCCACGCGAGAAUUCAAUAUCGAUUCGAUACACGGAUUACAAGAUGGCCGUUAGUGACUUGGGGCUUUUCGUAGUUUCAAAAGCGGGGAAACAAGCAGCGGAGCGCAUUAUCAGACCUUUUUCGGUGCAUGUGCUCCUACAAGUGCUGCAUAACUCAUCCUUUGUGGAAGCCGUAACACAUGUGUACGGCCUUUCCAGCACACAAAGGUCAAGCUCAGAGCCCAGAUGCCUUCAUUGCGAACUUCCGUAUCACACGAUGCCUUUCGUCAAAUCUUAG
This is a messenger RNA of Chondrus crispus (carragheen), 3081 nucleotides long. RefSeq lists its product as hypothetical. The transcript has a single exon. Bases 1 to 3081 code for a protein of 1026 amino acids. Lineage: Eukaryota; Rhodophyta; Florideophyceae; Gigartinales; Gigartinaceae. The record is from RefSeq and is a predicted model, not a curated record. Gene Ontology annotation, cellular component: extrinsic component of membrane. Gene Ontology annotation, biological process: protein retention in Golgi apparatus; protein targeting to vacuole.